Messenger RNA from Dermatophagoides farinae (American house dust mite), 1639 nucleotides. It is a transcript of the gene Pex3, whose product is annotated as peroxisomal biogenesis factor 3. Lineage: Eukaryota; Metazoa; Arthropoda; Arachnida; Sarcoptiformes; Pyroglyphidae. Gene Ontology annotation, molecular function: protein-macromolecule adaptor activity. Gene Ontology annotation, biological process: protein import into peroxisome membrane. The record is from RefSeq and is a predicted model, not a curated record. Gene Ontology annotation, cellular component: peroxisomal membrane.
UAAGAACAACAUCAACAACAACAACAAGAUAUUGUGUGUGUAUGUGACAUGUCAAUGAAUGAAAGAAACAAGAAAUUCCCCAAUUACAUCGUCAUCGCCAUUUAAUUGUUUGAUUUUUUUUUUCGUUGUGUACUCAAAUUUUCGUUUGGUUUUCGGUGACAAUGCAAUCGACUUGGAAUUUUAUUAAAAAUAAUAAAAAAUCAAUAUUUUUCGCCACUUCCGCCAUUGUUGGUUUUAUCGGUUUACGGCGAUAUUGUUCCAAUUUUGAACAACAAUGGCAACAUUCACAAUCACGAAAUUUUGUGUCCGAGAUACGAAAAAAAGGCACCUAUUUCGAUGAUUCAUUGGCCAUUGGUAAUAAUAUGGCCAAUAAACAAUUUCGAUUGAUAAUAAGAAAAUUAAAAGAAAUGUUCAACAUUGUACAGCUGUUGAAUAAAAUCAAAGAAGCACAAUCGAAUAAUGUGUCACCAUCGGAACAAUUGAAAUAUUAUGAAGAAUUAAAAGUGGAAAUAUUCACCUAUAUUGUUGCCGAAAUUUAUGCCAUUGCAUUUUUCAUCACCUAUCUUCGUGUACAAUUGUCAAUGAUUUCCGGUGUCAUGUAUCAUGAAAAUCAAAUCAAUAAAUCAUCAACAAUGAGUGAUGGAAAUUCAUUGCUUAAAGAUACUACAUCACGUUAUUAUAUGUUUAUUGGUUUAUUGGAAAAUUUUCACCAAAAAGGUAUUGAACAUCUAGUGGGUAUUGUAAGAAAUUUGGUGAAAAAAUCAUUUCACAAUCUUAAAAUCACUGAUAAAGUAACGUUGAAGGAUGUGUUGAAAAAUUUGAAUGAAAUCAAAUCCAAUUGGAAUGAAUCAUUCGAAUGUUUGAUUGAAGAAAAUGUUUUACAUGUUUAUCGUCAUUGUGACCAACAACAGCAACAACAACGACAAAAUUCAUCCACUGAUGAUGGAUCAAUCGCAGAUGAUGAAAAUGCUGUAAAAUGCAAAUUGUUGAAUGAAUAUAAAGCAUGUUCAAAAUUUAUUGACGAAAUGAUCGAUAUAACAAAAUUGUCAGAUUUUCGUACAGUCAUGGAAAAUUGUAUCGAUAUUGGUUAUUCAAAUCUUUUUGAUUUUAUUAACGAAUGUUUCAUUCAAUUUGAACAGCAACAAAAUUCACAACAAACAAUGGAAUCAAGACAAUUCAUCAAUCCACAUCAGAUUAAUGUUGUGUUGAUUAAACUGUUACCAUUGAUAUGGCAACAAGUACAUCAAAAUGAUUCUGAUGAUGAUAACAAUGCCAACAGAAACAGCAGCAGCAACAGAAACGAUAAUCGAUCAUCAGAAUUUUGUGAAAAUGAAAAACGAAAUCGUAAUGCAUUACUUGUACAAUUUUUACUUUGUUCCGAUAGUCUAACGUGUUUCGCUGCAAAUAUUUAUGAAGCAUUCUGUAAUGAAAUGCCAACACGUAAAAACAUUGGUUUAUCAACUAUUGACUGAUGAUGAUCGAUUUAUAUUUCUACUUAAAGGACCGAAUAUUAAACAAAAUAAUCACAAAUUAGCCAUCCAUAGAGUUAUUAUUUGAAUGUGAUGAAAAACAAAACAUUUUUGUUCUAUGUUUGUUUAUCACUAUAAUCUUCCAAUAAACCAUCCAAAUGAUUGUUCAA